CGCCAUGUUGUUCCCUCGGUGCUGGACGGGAGCAGCUGUAGUCGGACCCGGGCAGUGCCGCCGACGUCUGCUGCCGGCCGCGUCCUCGACCUUCUCUCUUUCCUCACUGCACCCGGACGGGCCGGCCCGGAGCUCCCGGACUUCCUCCGUGUGGCCGCGAGAAACUCCCUGCACUCCUAUAACGAGCCUGGCACAGUGGUGAACCGCUUUCCCUGUUGUCCGUGUCCAAGUGGAUCUUCCCGACAGCCCUAGAGAUGAUGAUGUUUGAACUGAACAAUUAAGGGUUCCGAAAUCAGAGAUCUUGAGAUUAAAAUGGCAGGAAAAUCAUCGCUUCUUAAAGCAAUUCUCCUUGGAGAUGGUGGAGUUGGGAAGAGUUCUCUAAUGAACAGAUAUGUGACUAAUAAGUUUGAUGCCCAGCUCUUCCAUACAAUAGGUGUGGAAUUUUUAAAUAAAGAUUUGGAGGUGGAUGGACAUUUUGUUACCAUGCAGAUUUGGGACACGGCCGGUCAAGAGCGGUUCAGAAGCCUGAGGACGCCAUUUUACAGAGGUUCUGACUGUUGCCUGCUUACUUUUAGCGUCGAUGAUUCUCAAAGCUUCCAGAAUUUGAGUAACUGGAAGAAAGAAUUCAUAUAUUAUGCGGAUGUGAAAGAGCCCGAAAGCUUUCCUUUUGUGAUUUUGGGUAACAAGGUUGACAUCAGCGAGCGGCAGGUGUCUGCAGAAGAAGCUCAAGCCUGGUGCAGGGACAACGGCGACUAUCCUUACUUUGAAACAAGUGCAAAAGAUGCCACGAAUGUGGCAGCGGCCUUUGAGGAAGCAGUUCGAAGAGUGCUUGCUACCGAGGAUAGGUCGGAUCACUUGAUUCAGACAGACACAGUCAGUCUGCACCGAAAGCCCAAGCCCAGCUCAUCUUGCUGUUGAAGUUCGAGAGGUUGCCCGUGCGAUCUAACCAGCUCACACACAUGCACAGAUAAGCACAGGGUGGAGACGAGAAUUCGUGUUUGCAGCGAUGGAUCACGUACUCAUGAAAUUAAACUAGCCAUAUUGCUGCCUUGUUAGUGGGUGGGAGAAGGGACACAUCCACUCCCAGGAGAAUCUCUUUACUCAGUAAUGGCACCUUACCUUUAUAAGUUGUAACGGUUGUCUAAUAAUGUUUAAUUUAAAUAUGUAUGUCACAGAGCUAAUAAAUGAGAUGACCAAGACUUUAUAAUUAAAACAAAACACUUGAGUAUUCUAGGAGUUACUGUUUUUUCCCCGGGAAAAUGGAGAACUACUUUUUCUAUGUGUAUAUUUUUAUGUAAUU
Messenger RNA from Eubalaena glacialis (North Atlantic right whale), 1300 nucleotides. Its product is annotated as ras-related protein Rab-9A-like. Gene Ontology annotation, molecular function: GTPase activity; GTP binding. NCBI's taxonomy places the organism in Eukaryota, Metazoa, Chordata, Mammalia, Artiodactyla, Balaenidae. Gene Ontology annotation, cellular component: lysosome; phagocytic vesicle; late endosome. The record is from RefSeq and is a predicted model, not a curated record. The transcript has 4 exons. Gene Ontology annotation, biological process: Rab protein signal transduction; retrograde transport, endosome to Golgi. Bases 313 to 918 code for a protein of 201 amino acids.